AUGGCGGCGGCCAUAUCGUGCAGGGACGGCAUCGUGUCGGGGGCCAGCGACCUGACCACCUCGGCGAGCAGCGCGGUGGGGGCCUCCACCGGGCCACCGGCCGGGCUGGAGCGCCGAGUGGCCUGGCUGGAGGAGGAUGUUGCGGUCCUGCACCGCCGCCAGCGGGACGAGUGUGGCGUCGCUGAGGGCCACAGCGCCUGCAGCGACCUCGCCCUCUACGAGCUGGUCAGACGCCUGGACGGCGAGCUGCGGGCGGAGAGGCGCGCGCGCGAGGCGCUCGAGGCACGCCAGCGCACGCUGGAAGAGGCUCUCCGGUCAGAGCAGCAGGCGCGCGAAUCACACUUGAGGAGCGUCUCUGCCGAGCUGCGGGCCACCGUGGACGAGCUGGUGCAGCGGGUCGACCGGGGCCUGUGCGCGGGGGUGGCGACCAGUUGGGCCUCGCAGAGGUCAAGUUGCGCUCGCUGCUCCAGCGUGUGGACGAGCCCGCGCGCGGGCGGGGCGCCGCCCGCGGCGCCCGCCGCGCGCCGGCCGCGGUCCCCCGCCCGGGCUUUGGCUGCGCGCGGGCAGUCCCCGGAGCGGUUCUCGGCGCCGUGCACCGAGAACGCCGCGGCGCGGCUGGCCGCCUGCCCGGCCAGGGCGGUCGGGGAGGGUCCGAUGAUGUCGAACCCGGACCAGCUCAUCCACGACUGGGACGAGCUUCGCCAGGAGAACCUGCGGCUGCGCGAGCUGCGGGCCCAGCAGCUGCGCGCCGCCGCCGCCCCGGGGGGAGAGCCGCCACGCGGCGCCGCGACCCCGCAGGGCGCCCCGGGCCCGGCGGCCGGGGAGGGGCUGACCCCGCUGGUCACGCCCUGCCUCGCGCAGCCCUCGACGCUGCAGGUGCCGGGGAGCGGCCUCGCAGCGAGGCCACGAGGCGCCGCGGUGGCCCCCUACGCCGUGGGGCCGCCGUGCGGGCACGACCCGUUUGGGCUUCGGCGCAGCACCGACGACGCGGCCCUGCGGCCCCGCCAGGCAGGAGCCGCGGCCCUCCCGAGCUGA
Molecule: messenger RNA, 1035 nt
Organism: Prorocentrum cordatum
Lineage: Eukaryota; Dinophyceae; Prorocentrales; Prorocentraceae
Source: the annotation of a GenBank genome assembly